This is a messenger RNA of Theobroma cacao (cacao), 1108 nucleotides long. It is a transcript of the gene CXIP2, whose product is annotated as CAX-interacting protein 2. The record is from RefSeq and is a predicted model, not a curated record. Lineage: Eukaryota; Viridiplantae; Streptophyta; Magnoliopsida; Malvales; Malvaceae. Gene Ontology annotation, cellular component: mitochondrial matrix.
UAAAAAUGGAAACUCUUUGCCUUCGAGUUCCAACUUCCAAGCUGACGCGAAAAAUCCGGGUUUCAGCAAAGCUCUGUUUCGAAUGGCCGCAUUUAAUCUCUCUCCACUCCCUUCUUCUUCACUUCGCGUACUCUCAUCUCAUCAUCCCCGAAAUACCCCCACCCUGUCCUUCUAUUCACGCUUCACCCCUUCUCUCUCUUUCCCUUCCGUUUCUCUGAGACCUCUCACCUCCAAAAAACCGCGCUCUUGCAUCAUCUCUUCAGCUCUCAAGAACCUCUCGGAGGUGGAACCGGUUUCAUUCCCGGAAAAACCCGAGGAAUUCGUCGCCAAGUUUCCGUCGGAUGCCGGAGUCUACGCCGUUUUUGAUCAAAACGACGAUCUUCAAUUCAUCGGUAUCUCGCGUAACAUUGCUGGCAGCCUUUUUAAUCAUAAAAAAUCGGUGUCGGAGCUUUGCGGCUCCGUUAAGGUUGGCGUUGUCAAUGAACCUGAUAGAGCAGCUCUGACUCAAGCUUGGAAGUCAUGGAUGGAAGAACAUAUAAAAACCACUGGAAAGGUCCCACCAGGAAAUGAAUCAGGGAACACAACUUGGGCUCGACAGCCUCCGAAAACGAAGCCAGACCUCCGACUUACACCUGGUCGUCAUGUCCAACUGACAGUUCCGCUCGAGGAACUCAUUAAUAAGUUGGUGAAGGAGAACAGGGUAGUGGCCUUUAUUAAGGGGUCUAGAAGUGCCCCGAUGUGUGGAUUCUCACAGAGAGUGAUUGCCAUCCUUGAAAGCCAAGGAGUAGAUUAUGAGAGUGUUGAUGUGCUCGAUGAAGAGUAUAAUUAUGGGUUGAGGGAUACACUGAAGCAGUAUAGCAACUGGCCCACAUUCCCUCAGGUUUUCGUGAAUGGAGAAUUGGUUGGAGGGUGUGAUAUUCUGACCUCCAUGUAUGAAAAGGGGGAGCUUGCUGGUUUGUUCAAAAACUAGAUUCUCCUGUUAGCAGAGAUUGUAAGACUGCAUAUAGUCAUCCAAGUUGUAACGUUUCAUCACCAUUUUAACGAUAUGGGAACAAUCUCUGGAUCAUGAUCUAAUGCAAAUUCUCUACAGAAUCCAUUUCUGACUGUA